AGAGAAAGCAGGAGGUGGGGGGGGGCCAUCUAUGUGUACAUGAAUGAGGCGGGGGGCUUCCAGCCCGAGCCCAGCCUGGAGCUCACCGGGCCCAGCUACUCCGCCUUCGGCUUCGCCAUCGCCAGCAUAGGGGACAUCAACCAGGAUGGCUUCCAGGACAUCGCCGUGGGGGCUCCCUUUGAGGGGCCAGGCAAAGUGUACAUCUACCACAGCAGCGCCGAAGGACUGCGGCGCAUCCCCAGCCAGGUGAUCAGUGGGGCAGAGCUGGGCCCUGCCAGCAUGCAGACCUUUGGCUACGCUCUCAGCGGAGGGCUGGACGUGGAUGGCAACUCCUACCCCGACCUGCUGGUGGGCAGCCUGGCAGAACGCGUGGUGCUGCUCCGCGCUCGCCCCGUCAUCAACAUCCUCGACAAAACCUUCACCGUCACCCCCAGCAAAGUGGACCCUGCACGUUGCACGCCCGACUCCUGGUGAGCAAUUGUGCACGGGG
This is a messenger RNA of Meleagris gallopavo (turkey), 490 nucleotides long. The record is from RefSeq and is a predicted model, not a curated record. NCBI's taxonomy places the organism in Eukaryota, Metazoa, Chordata, Aves, Galliformes, Phasianidae.